CGGCCUCGGGAAGGAGGUUUCCCCUCCUCAGGUUGUGAGGAAAAGCGGCCUGGGCGCUACUCUUCUCUGCCUUCUGAGUCUACCAAAGCCAUUGGUGAGAGAAAGGUCUCUGGUUCUCCAUAAAGAGAAAAGGAAAAACAUCUGUCAGUUUGGUAACGUCUCUGGGAGGUGCUGUUACUGUUCCAAAAGGCUAUUGGGACUGUAAGAUUUCCUGCAGGUUCUGACAUCUCAGCAUAACAUCCUGGUCACUUGGAGUGACAUCCAUGGUACAGCCAUCAGUGGUCUUCAGCUUUCAUCAAGAUCUCAACUGGAUAAAGUCUUGAGCAGCUUGAUCUGAAGUUGGUCCUUGAUCUGGAAGUUGAAACAGAUAACCUCUGAACAGAGCGGUGUAUUUGACAUGGUCUGAGAGUUUUUCUGAAGACAGAGGAACAACUGUUCUGUCAAGGUCAGACUCCUAGGACAGCUUCUUCUGCAGUGCUCGUUUUUGCCUCGGUGUGUUGAAAAUGGCGGGUGUAAGCAGGUGCAUGAAGUACUCCAUGUUCAUCUUCAACUUCUUCUUUUGGGUGUGUGGUGUUUUGAUUUUGGGAAUCUCUGUAUGGAUACGUGUCAGCGAAGCUGCUCAGGAGGAGGUUGAUAUAGACCACAGCCUGUUUCUAGGGGCUGAUCUGCUGAUAGCCGUGGGUGCCAUCAUUAUGGUCCUUGGUUUUCUGGGGUGCUGUGGUGCCAUAAAGGAGAGCCGGUGCAUGCUGCUGCUGUUUUUUAUUGGGCUGCUUCUGAUCCUGUUACUUCAGGUCACAGGAGGUAUUUUAGGAGCAAUGUACAAACCUCAGGUUGAAACAUCGCUUAACAAGACUCUCCUGCAGACUGUGCAUUUAUUGCAAAACUCUACAAAAGAAGCUGAAGCAUUUCAAGAGAAGUUCCAUGAGUUUGAAAAAAGGCACAAGUGCUGUGGUGUGCUGAUUGGACCUGCAGACUGGGGACAAAAUUUUAAUAAGCCUGUUGGUAACAGCAAAGCCUGUGCGUGUGAAAUAGAGAAUCCACCUGCAGACCUCUGCAUCACGAAUGUAGACAGAUCCAUUUAUAAAAUGCCUUGCAGAGAAGUGGUUAUGGAAUACAUUAACGGCCAUCUGCUCAUAAUUAUCGGGAUUGCCUUUGGACUAGUCAUUAUUGAGAUUCUUGGUUUGGGGUUUUCUAUGAGCCUCUUCUGCCAGAUCAAGAGAAAAUGAAACUGUGGAAGUGUCAAAACGAUGUCACCAGCCAAAUCAAAACCUUUGUAGAUAGAGGGAUAUUUGGCUUGGCACAUUCAGAUAAAUAUAUGCUUGUCCCAGGCAGCUGUUCUGAUGAAAACGGCAGCAAAACAGUUCUCAAAGCGACCUCCUUAUUCUUUGUCAGUCUUAAUGACGUGAAUGUGAAUUUUUAUUUGCCAUAAAUGUCUUCGUUUA
This is a messenger RNA of Calidris pugnax (ruff), 1442 nucleotides long. RefSeq names its product tetraspanin 8 (gene TSPAN8). The record is from RefSeq and is a predicted model, not a curated record. NCBI's taxonomy places the organism in Eukaryota, Metazoa, Chordata, Aves, Charadriiformes, Scolopacidae. The transcript is spliced from 11 exons. Gene Ontology annotation, cellular component: membrane. The coding region runs from base 504 to 1226 and encodes 240 amino acids.